This is a messenger RNA of Chiloscyllium plagiosum (whitespotted bambooshark), 632 nucleotides long. RefSeq names its product dispanin subfamily A member 2b-like. Gene Ontology annotation, cellular component: plasma membrane. The record is from RefSeq and is a predicted model, not a curated record. NCBI's taxonomy places the organism in Eukaryota, Metazoa, Chordata, Chondrichthyes, Orectolobiformes, Hemiscylliidae.
CAGUUCACGUUCAGUCUGUGUUCUCCUUGACCGCGACCAGGAUGGAUUGUAAAACCGAGCAAGUUCCCCUGAAUCUAAACAACUACCCGAACCAGGGACCGAAUGCCCAGAUGGUGACCACCACCGUCGUUAACGUGGCCCCGAGUGUGACCUCGGUCCGGGACCACUUCCUCUGGUCCAUCUUCAACUUCGCCUUCAUGAACUUCUGCUGCCUGGGCUUCGUGGCGAUGGUCUUCUCGGUCAAAUCCAGAGAUCGGAAAGUUGUGGGAGACGUGGAAGGAGCUCGGCAUUAUGCAUCAACAGCCCGAACACUCAAUAUUGUAACGGCAGUACUGAGCUCUCUUCUUUUCAUAAUUUGCUUCGCGAUGCUACUUGCUGGCACAUUUCAUGCAGCGCGAACAGUGCAACAUUCUGAUCUUUGGAAUUGAAUUGAUGGUGGCAUUUCCGGUGACAGAAGCUGUUUUUGAUAGAAUAGUUUUCCACAUUUCCUGUACUCUAAACUGCUUUCUUUCUGUAAUGUUUAUCUAAUGCUAACAUCCUUUGAUGCAAUCGCCUGACAGCAAUUCAGAUUUAUUCAUGUAAAAUUUGGCCAAAAUGUGGUCAUGAUUGUAUUAAUAAAGCAAUUUAUAAAA